UCCGGGAGGGGGCGGGCGUGAGGCGCGCCGUCCGCCUGAGGGGCCGCGGACCCCGGCUCCCGCGAGCGCCGCGGCUGGCUCGGCUGUUCCAUGUGGCUCCGGCGGGGAUGGAGGACUCGGUGGCGGCGGCGGCGGCUGCUGCUGCGGCGGCGACGGAGGAGCGGCGCUGAGGAGGGAAGCGGGCCAGACCCCGCCCGACAGCGGGAUUAGAGCCCUCCGGAAUACACAGCAUAUAGCCCCCCCUGAGGUGGAAUGGUGAUGUCUCCAUGAGGGAACCUCCUCUCAUUCAUCCUGUCCUGUGUAUCAUACUGUUCUCGCCUGGGCCAUUCAUCUGAGAUGGGAUUUACCCCGUGAAACAGGGAGAAGACUUAUGGACCCCCAACAUCAUUUCAAGUUGUAGUUGAGUUUUUUUUUUUUUUUUUCUAAAGUACAGGACAUACAUGCAAAGCUCCUCUGCUUUGGGCCCUCUGCUUUGUUAAAGCCGCUGUCUGGCGGACCCAGAACUGCUCCAGUUGACGGAUCAUCAUGGCUUCAGUUUGGAAGAGACUGCAGCGUGUGGGAAAACAUGCAUCCAAGUUCCAGUUUGUGGCCUCCUACCAGGAGUUGAUGGUUGAGUGUACCAAGAAAUGGCAACCAGAUAAACUGGUGGUAGUUUGGACAAGAAGAAGCCGAAGGAAGUCUUCUAAGGCUCAUAGCUGGCAACCUGGAAUAAAAAAUCCAUACCGUGGUGUUGUAGUGUGGCCUGUUCCUGAAAACAUUGAAAUCACUGUGACACUUUUUAAGGAUCCUCAUGCAGAGGAAUUUGAAGAUAAAGAGUGGACAUUUGUCAUAGAAAAUGAAUCCCCUUCUGGUCGAAGGAAAGCUCUUGCUACUAGCAGCAUCAACAUGAAACAGUAUGCAAGCCCUAUGCCAACUCAGACUGAUGUCAAGUUAAAAUUCAAGCCAUUGUCUAAAAAAGUUGUAUCUGCAACUCUCCAGUUUUCAUUAUCUUGCAUUUUCCUUCGGGAAGGAAAAGCCACGGAUGAAGACAUGCAAAGUUUGGCUAGUCUGAUGAGUAUGAAGCAGGCUGACAUUGGCAAUUUAGAUGACUUCGAAGAAGAUAAUGAAGAAGAUGAUGAGAACCGAGUGAACCAAGAGGAAAAGGCAGCAAAAAUUACAGAGCUUAUCAACAAACUUAACUUUUUGGAUGAAGCAGAAAAGGACUUGGCCACUGUGAAUUUAAAUCCAUUUGGUGAUCCUGAUGUAGCAGAAUUAAACCCAUUUGGGGAUCCUGACUCAGAAGAACCCAUCACUGAAACAGCAUCACCUAAAAAAUCAGAAGAAUCUUUUUAUAAUAAUAGCUAUAAUCCCUUUAAAGAGAUACAGACUCCACAGUAUUUGAACCCAUUUGAUGAGCCAGAAACAUUUGUAACUAUAAAAGAUUCUCCUCCCCAGUCUACAAAAAGAAAAAAUGUAAGACCUGUGGACAUGAGCAAGUACCUCUAUGCUGAUAGUUCUAAAACAGAAGAAGAAGAAUUGGAUGAAUCUAAUCCUUUUUAUGAACCUAAACCAACUCUUCCUCCAAAUAAUUUGGUAAAUCCAAUUCAAGAACUGGAAACUGAAAGGAGAGUGAAAAGGAAAGCUCCAGCCCCACCAGCCAUCUCACCAAAGACAGGAGUAAAUGAAAACACAAUUAUUUCUGCAGGAAGAGAUCUGUCCACUUCUCCUAAGCCGAGUCCUAUACCAAGUCCUGUUUUGGGGCGAAAGCCAAAUGCUAGUCAGUCAUUGCUGGUAUGGUGCAAAGAAGUUACAAAAAACUACCGGGGAGUGAAAAUCACCAAUUUUACUACAUCGUGGAGAAAUGGUUUAUCUUUUUGUGCAAUAUUACAUCACUUUAGACCAGAUUUGAUUGACUACAAGUCUCUGAAUCCUCAAGAUAUUAAGGAGAACAACAAAAAGGCAUAUGAUGGAUUUGCCAGCAUAGGAAUUUCCCGGUUAUUGGAACCUUCUGACAUGGUCUUACUGGCAAUUCCUGACAAACUGACUGUUAUGACUUAUCUCUAUCAAAUCAGAGCACAUUUCAGUGGCCAAGAACUGAAUGUUGUCCAGAUAGAGGAGAACAGCAGUAAAAGCACAUACAAAGUUGGAAAUUAUGAAACAGAUACAAACAGUUCUGUUGAUCAGGAAAAGUUCUACGCAGAGCUUAGUGAUCUGAAACGGGAGCCUGAACUACAGCAGCCUACCAGUGGAGCAAUAGACUUCUUAUCGCAAGAUGACUCUGUAUUUGUAAAUGAUAGUGGGGUUGGAGAGUCAGAAAGUGAACAUCAGACUCCUGAUGAUCAUCUUAGUCCAAGCACAGCCUCCCCGUACUGUCGCAGGACUAAAAGUGACACAGAACCCCAAAAGUCCCAGCAGAGCUCUGGAAGGACUUCAGGAUCUGAUGACCCUGGAAUAUAUUACAAUACAGAUUCAACCCACGCACAAGUUUUGUUAGGCAAGAAGAGACUACUGAAAGCUGAGACUUUAGAAUUAAGUGACUUCUAUGUUAGUGAUAAGAAGAAGGAUGUGUCUCCACCCUUUAUUUGUGAGGAGACAGAGGAACAAAAGCUUCAGACUCUAGACAUUAGUAAAAACUUGGAGAAGGAAAAAUUAGAGAAUUCCAGAUCCUUAGAAUGCAGAUCAGAUCCUGAAUCUCCUAUCAAAAAACCAAGUUUAUCUCCCACUUCCAAACUUGGAUACUCAUACAAUAGAGAUGCAGACCUUACAAAGAAAAAACGAACUUCCCUGAGGCAGACAGAGUCUGAUCCAGAUACUGACAGAACCACUUUAAAUCAUGCAGAUCAUUCCACUAAAACAGUCCAGCAUCGAAUGUUAUCAAGACAAGAAGAACUUAAAGAAAGAGCAAGAGUUCUGCUUGAGCAAGCAAGAAGAGAUGCAGCUUUAAAAGCAGGAAAUAAACAGAAUCCCAAUGCAGCCACACCACUCUGCAACAGGCAGCUAAGUGAUCAGCAAGAUGAAGAGCGACGUCGGCAGCUGAGAGAGAGAGCUCGUCAGCUAAUAGCAGAAGCUCGAUCUGGAGUGAAGAUGUCAGAACUUCCCAGCUAUGGUGAAAUGGCUGCAGAAAAGUUGAAAGAAAGGUCAAAGGCAUCUGGAGAUGAAAAUGAUAAUAUUGAGAUAGAUACUAACGAGGAGAUUCCUGAAGGCUUUGUUGUAGGAGGUGGAGAUGAACUUACUAACUUAGAAAAUGACCUUGAUACUCCCGAACAAAACACUAAAUUGGUAGACUUGAAGCUAAAGAAGCUCCUAGAAGCUCAGCCACAGGUGGCAAAUUCACUCUCCAGUGCUGCACAGAAAGCUAUAACUGAGAGCUCGGAACAAGAUAUUAAGAAUGGCACAGAAGAUCUCCAGACUGAGCGAUUACAAAAAGCAACAGAACGAUUUAGAAAUCCUGUUGUGUUCAGCAAGGAUUCUACAGUCAGAAAAACUCAACUUCAGUCUUUCAGUCAAUAUGUUGAGAAUAGACCAGAGAUGAAAAGGCAGAGAUCAAUACAGGAAGAUACAAAGAAAGGAAAUGAGGAGAAGGCAGCGAUAACUGAAACUCAGAGGAAGCCAUCAGAAGAUGAAGUGCUUAAUAAAGGGUUCAAAGACACCAGUCAGUAUGUUGUAGGAGAAUUGGCAGCACUAGAGAAUGAGCAAAAGCAAAUUGACACCCGUGCCGCGCUGGUGGAGAAGCGCCUUCGCUAUCUCAUGGACACAGGAAGGAACACAGAAGAAGAAGAAGCUAUGAUGCAGGAAUGGUUUAUGUUGGUUAAUAAGAAAAAUGCCUUAAUAAGGAGAAUGAACCAGCUUUCUCUCCUGGAAAAAGAGCAUGAUUUAGAACGACGGUAUGAGCUGCUGAAUCGGGAAUUGCGGGCAAUGCUAGCCAUUGAAGACUGGCAGAAGACCGAGGCCCAGAAGCGGCGCGAGCAGCUCCUGCUGGACGAGCUGGUGGCCCUGGUCAACAAGCGCGACGCGCUCGUCCGCGACCUGGACGCGCAGGAGAAGCAGGCUGAAGAGGAAGAUGAGCACUUGGAGCGGACUCUGGAACAAAACAAAGGCAAGAUGGCCAAGAAAGAAGAGAAGUGUGUCCUUCAGUAGCUGCCGGACCAGACCCUCCCAACCGCGGGCGCUUGGUCCCCAGACCCGAAAAUGUCAGACUCGCAGACUCGUUGUUGACUUAAAACUUUUAACGUUUUUUGGGGGGGCCUGGAUUGUACUUCUUUACCACCACCACCACCACCACCCCUUUCCCUCCCUCCUUUCCAGAUAAUACACAGAACUCCAAAAGAGCUUUGUUUAAGGAUUUUGUGUGUGUGUGUGACUUAAUCAUUUCCUUGAAAUCAUGUGAAAUAAAUUUGCACAGAUACCUUGUGAACGAUUGGUAUUGAGAGUGUUCAAGAGACGGCUCAAAGAAGAAAGAAAAGAAAACCCUUCCCUCGUUAUUUCCCCUCAGUUUUCGAUGGGAGGAAAAUUUGGAACAUUUUUGUUGUUGUUAUUAUUGUUGUUGUUGUUGUUAAUAGCAUAAUGGUGGGAGGGGGUACGUAAGUGGGGGAUAAGAAAAAUGUCAUGAAUGAUUUUUCCAGUCCUGCCAUAUGUAACACUUGACUCUGUUACCUGAAUUUUAUAGUUAGAUCAUAUCCAAUCUACUUAUUAAACUGUGUUCUAUUUACCAGUGGGAUUUUCUGCAGUUGUUUUGCAUUUCACUGUAAGGAUAAUAGAGUUCCUGUCCUCUGCUCUCCUCAGAGGAUGGCCCUUUAAUGUAGCCUGAGACAGUCCUGUGAUUUGAAGGUGAGCUGUGAGGAUGGGACUAAUUGACAUGCAUCAGUUUACAAAGACGGUUUUAUCAUCUGAGAAUGCGCCAUCUUUUUCUCCGGAUAAUUAUUUAUUACAUCUAGCUCGGUCCCUACAUUUUGUUGGGUCUCAACAUUGGCUCAAGAAUGCUGUUAGUAUUUAUUCUGUAUUGAUAAAAGUCUGUCUUGCCACUAUGAGUAAAUCCCCCCCAAUUAAUAUUUUCUUCUCUAGCAUAGCACUGUCAUUUUUUUUGUGAAAAUGGUUAUCUGUUUUAUUUAUUACAAUACUGAGUCAUAUAUAAAUUUUCAAUAAAAGCAGAAACUUUCUUACCUUAA
Nyctereutes procyonoides (raccoon dog) is the source of this 5144-nucleotide messenger RNA. RefSeq names its product EH domain binding protein 1 (gene EHBP1). The record is from RefSeq and is a predicted model, not a curated record. Gene Ontology annotation, molecular function: protein binding. The coding region runs from base 526 to 4116 and encodes 1196 amino acids. NCBI's taxonomy places the organism in Eukaryota, Metazoa, Chordata, Mammalia, Carnivora, Canidae. The transcript has 24 exons.